UGUAUAUAUAAAGAGAUAGGUGACCCACAAAAUCUUCCACCAUUGAUCAGUUCAAAGAGAUACACCUGUAGUUGGUCAUCUACGACUGCCCAUCAUUGCAUACUCUCCCUAUAAAAAGCCUCACAAUUGCAAAAAUCUGCAGUAAAUCAAUACAGUCUGCAGGAUUUCUCCAAAAUCACCAUAAUAUAUGUAUCGAGAGAACUGACGAAGAGCGGAAAGAUGGCGGAAAAAUAUCUUGUCCUGUUUCUAGUAGUAGGUAUGCUUUGUGCAGGGGCCACAGCUAAGUCGGGUUGCACGAACGUAUUGAUCGGCCUAUCUCCCUGUUUGAAUUACAUCACCGGGGCCUCAUCGACCCCGUCUCAACAAUGCUGUGCGCAGCUUGCCAUCGUCGUGCGUUCAUCGCCGCAAUGCCUGUGUCAAGUCCUUAACGGUGGCGGUUCGUCUCUCGGGAUCACCAUCAACCAGACUCGAGCUUUGGCCUUACCCGACUCGUGCAAUAUUCGGACCCAGCCCAUCAGCAGCUGCAAUGCUGCUUCUCCGCCUCCAGCAGACUCUCCGGUAGGAUCACCGGAAUCCGGGAGCAUUACACCGACAGGUAUCGUAAUAGUUAUCAUCUCAUUGAUUUCUUCUUUUGUCACUGAAUUAAACAUUAAAAAUGGAUGCAGGGGAUGGAUCGGAAAGUGUACCGUCCGCACGGGAGGACGGUUCAUCGGACGGAAGCACCGCCAGAUUGUCGCUGUCGUUGUUCGUCUUCCUUCUGUUGACUACUUCAUAUAGCUCGAUCUUCUUGUCACAGUGAAUCUUGUCUAGUUUGCCUCUCACGGCACUUGUUA
Molecule: messenger RNA, 833 nt
Organism: Hibiscus syriacus
Lineage: Eukaryota; Viridiplantae; Streptophyta; Magnoliopsida; Malvales; Malvaceae
Product: non-specific lipid transfer protein GPI-anchored 19-like
Exons: 2
Coding region: 220-777 (185 amino acids)
Source: RefSeq, a predicted model, not a curated record